Molecule: messenger RNA, 5274 nt
Organism: Diaporthe batatas
Lineage: Eukaryota; Fungi; Ascomycota; Sordariomycetes; Diaporthales; Diaporthaceae
Exons: 3
Coding region: 3183-4721 (512 amino acids)
Biological process (GO): regulation of transcription by RNA polymerase II
Cellular component (GO): nucleus
Source: RefSeq, a predicted model, not a curated record
GUUUUGCAAUCCCGCUUGCACAUUUGAAUUUUGGGCAACGACUCAGCGCCCCGAGUCUUGCGAGCCCUUUGACGCUUGCUGACGGGCCCUAUUACCCACUUUUGAUUUCCAUCCACCCCUCCCGCGGCGCCUGGCACCCACAUUCGCCCUGGGCGCCCGCCGCCCGCAUCUCAAGGUUUCUCUCCAGGGGGUCGGAACGAACCUACAGUAUGCCUCAGCAGAGCACGCACAGGUCACUCAGCCCGGCCCAGCCCGGCCCAGCACAGCAGAGGGCCCAGCCUGGGGGCAAGGGACGGCUCGACCUCCCCGAGCCCGAGGCCACACUGCAGUGGUCGUCCUCGUACUCCGUACUCCGUACAACACUGAUUCCUAGGUGGUACCGUAGAACCGUAGGCUCGUCAUGUGCCUGAAUCAUUCACUCCGUUCCUCUCUGUCUGGGCUGUCGAGUGUGCCCUAACCCAGGAUCGUGCCUGUGUGUUUACACUGUGUGCGUGCUUGUGCUUGUGCUUUUGGCUUUAGGUGAUGUAUACCAGUAUGUGCUGUGCUGUGCUGCAUGCAGUCCACAUUUAUUAUUAUUGUCAUCACCCCGUAGCAGCAGGGCGCACCACGCAGCCCAGCACCAAGUAGAGAGAAGACUGGCGGACUGGCGGACUGGCGGACUGACGGACUGACGGGUGAGUCGACAAGUAGGCAGACAGAUAGAUGCACAGACGGGCGGCUUCAGCCUGGCCCGUUCCAUCAUCAGCUGCGGAAUGACCCCAGAAUCAGCCCAAACCCUCGCCCUGCCAAUCUAACCCGCUCGUGACGUGACACAUGGCACAGGUCAGUCACCACAAGACCAUUCUUCUCGACUGUCUCUUGGGUCCCUGGGGGGGAGAUGUUAUCAACAAGCAUUGAUGCUGCAGUAAUGACGGCGUGGGCGGCGUGGCUGCGUGGGCGUUGUGGGUGACGUGUGCCACACUAGGGGAACUUUGACUCUUUUUCAUGCUUUGCUUUUCUCACGAGUCCCCACGGCUUCUCAGCCUCAAAGUUUGGGCGGCGCCCAGACAUAGCCAGACCGACUCGAUUCUAGACUCGGUAGAUUCUGGGUGCCCCCCCAACUGCCCUCGGUCAUUGUGCAGCAACGGCAGCAGUAAACGGCAGCAGCAGCAAGGAGCAACCUGCCCAGCCGUUCCUGCCCAUCUCGCUCCCAGUUCUGCUCGUGCAGGCUGCAGUGCACGCACUCCCGCGCAAUUGCACCUCGCACUGCACUCGGAAUACCACCGUACGGAGUACCCAGAAACUAUACGCUACUACCACCACCACCACCACUACUACUACUAAGAUCCUCGCCUUCCCUGACACCCCCCCCAAUCUAUACCUGACCGACACCACCUCGGCCGCACCCCCGUCCCACCUCCCUUGUCCCGUCCAAUCUUAUUGCUUGUCUCUUGUCUUGUCUUGCCGACCAGGCUCGGCUGGUCGACUAACAAACCCAGAAAACGCCAACGGCCAGCUCCCUGUCCGCCUGCCUGCUUGCUCCGCCUUGUUUUCCCAGGUUACCUUGGCUGCCAGCUUCGACGACGGUUGCGAGCCAGCCAAACCAGCCCCGUCCCAAACCUAACAACUCGAGGGCCCGGGAAACGGAGAAACGCAGCAGAGACUGCAUUGCAUUGGCGUCGCAUUUGCCUUCUCAAGCCCGCCUCCAGCCUCCAGCGAGAUCCACCCAGAGCCUCGCCUCGCCUCGCCUCGCCCUGCUUGGCCUGCUCCCUCCACCAUCCGAGCUUGCUUGCUGAUCAACCGUCUCGACCCCAACCUCGUCAGUCAGUCAGUCAGUCCACCGGCCAAGUCAGUCAGUCACUCACCUUGUCGACCUGUCAGUCAUACACACAUACACACAGGCACGUACGAGGCUCGCGCACAUACAUACAUACGUACACACCCGCAAGGCAGCCAGGUCAGCCAGGUGCUGUCCAUAUUGUGCAGUUCAUGACCUGAUUACGAGACAUUGUGUAUCCACGCGAACCGCCAUUCACAGCAUAGCGCAGCGCAAGCGCAAAGCAUCCCAUCAGAUCGCAUCCAUCGCGCCCAUCGCAUCCACCGCUUCAUAUCAUUUCCCGUCUCAAGCGCCGCCCACGAGCACGGUUGGGUGGGCUCAGGUUGGGCCCUUGCUAAAUCGGUUGGACUGAGACUAGCCCUGUCCCAACGCCGGCCCCACGAUAGAACAGCGCUGGUGCCUUGGUCGGUCGCCAGUCGGUGUCGCUGUCGGUGACCAGGUGUCACUGUCAGUGUCAAGUGUCAGUGGGCAGCGCGCAGUUUACUACUCAGUAUCUCGUGCUACGGGGACUGUCGGCUCGGCUCUGGUCUGUUCUGGUCUGGUCUGGAGUAACAGCAAAAAGCCGCCCAUCCCUCCCGACCCCAGGUCGAAAAACCCCCUCACCAGGGGACCCGUGGUCAAGCACCAACCCAGCGCCUCCCUCUCUUCAUACCCCCAUCAUCCUUGCCGCCCGGCGUGUUCCCCCGGUUUUUGUUCCCAGCAGUUUGUUUGCCCCGCUCACCCUGUCGCUUUGGGGACUGGACUUGGGGGACCCGGUCACGCGCCAAGCAUUUCCCCAUAUCAUUAAGAGGCUCUGUUUCGCCGCAUUCCUAGGCUUGGGGCUCUGCGGGCUACCUCGUUUACACCGUCCUGGACACCUCCACUCCCCAACCUUCCCGCCUGACCCUCACCCUCGCGCCCUACCGCUGCCUGGGCCACAACACCCACAAACUGCCCCCUUGGAUGACCACGACCACCGCGCAACAAAGGCGUCCUCGCCCAUUGUUCUAGCCUCCGUCUAGCCGAUUUCGUACCACCCGGCGCAAAGGUGCCGCCAAGGGAAACGAGAGUGGACAGGGAGAAACACAACCCACACCCAGACAAACGCUGCCCGUACUUCUCUACAUACACACACCUGCCCACACAACAAGACAAGAGGGCACAAAAGAGCUAGGGAACGCAACGCGAACGAGUGGGCUUGGCCACCGCGUGAGAGGAUCGGUCGUUCAUAGGACGGGUUUCUUGCUGGCGCCUUCGCGAGGACGGCAGCAUCGGUGGAGCCGUGUGCGCACGCCUGUUCCACCAAGUUCGGCCCUAUGACCCAGCCUCCUACUCUCAUGGCGAGUUGACCACACACGUACGCAAAGCUGCGAGCACACCUGAAGCAAUGACUACAGCCACUGCCCCGGCGCCUGCCCACGACGUGUACGACCCGGAUGGUGUGGUGCCCCGGAAUAGUCCCUUGCUCGUCCCGAAAAAGGUAUCAUUCCGACCAAGCAUAAGUCCUCCACCAGACAUCCCGCUGGUUCAAGUCAGUCCAUCUCCCAGUCGUGGUAGCAGGAAAACUAAACGUCGAUACAAGGUACGUCCAAGUCAAGGCGAUGCCGUUCUGAUAAAUAUCAUGGACAAUGGAAGGCAUCCGGACAUCGCUACCAUGGCUGGUCAGGAGGCAUUACCGAGCGACUCGGAGGAAGCCUCCAGCAGCCCCGACACGGACAGCUCGGUGGACGACCUGGAUAUCAUGGCCGACUCCGACGAGCUAGGAGGAACAAAAGGGGCUGACAAGGGGCCUACACGGCCCGGCGAAAAGAAUGGCGCCCAGCCGGGCUCUCCUGCCGACCUGCAGACGCUAGCUGGAGGCGCUCUGGCGGCCCUGGCCUUGGGCGAUCACAAGUCUCCCAGCGAGGACGGGCGCACAACGACGACUGUCGGGGACACGAAUUCGGAGGCGUCGAGACCUUCAGAGUCGUCACCUCCCGCCGUGCCCCGGCCCGAGACAGCCAUCAGGAGAGACGACAGGCCACAACCCGUUUUUCCUGCCCCGUACAGUCCUCCCGACUACUACUCGCCUCGAACUGGGACUUUCGCAUCACCUACGAGCAGCGUCGCGGGUCAUGGCCCCGGCGAGCUCCCGCCGAUCCAGAAUGCCUCACCAAGGUCAGAGUCAAAUGCCGGCAUCGCGCUUCCGUCCAUCAGAGACCAUCUGGGGCCUGAGGCGCUCUCUCCCGCAUCGUUCCAGCAGUCUCCACCUUCCUUACCGGGCCCCAAUAUGACCCGGUUGCCAUCCAUCAGCCAUGCCUCUCCGCCCAUCUCACCGCAUGAGCUCUAUGCCCGCGACCCCCGCUCGCCGCACUCUGUCUUGUUGCCACCCAGCCCGUACUAUCCUUUCCCUCCGGGCGGCAUGACACAUCGACCGAGCAUCGACUACAACAGCGGCAGCACGCCAAGCACGGAUCAUUCAGCCUCCACGCCUGCGACUUCGACGCACUCGGUCGCGGAUAGAAUGAGCCUGGACGGGAUGGCCUUUUCAAAUCCUCAAGAUGUGGGCCAAUACGUCUGUAAAUUUGAGGGGUGUAGGGCCCCCCCUUUCCAGACUCAGUAUCUUCUCAACUCUCACGCGAACGUCCAUUCUCAAUCCCGGCCGCACUAUUGCCCAGUGAAGGGGUGUUCUCGAUCGGAGGGCGGCAAGGGUUUCAAGCGCAAGAACGAAAUGAUCCGCCAUGGGCUCGUCCACGAGUCUCCUGGAUACGUAUGUCCGUUCUGCCCAGAUCGGGAGCAUAAAUAUCCCAGGCCGGACAAUCUGCAGAGACACGUUCGAGUUCACCACGUGGAUAAGGACAAGGACGACCCGGAAUUACGCGAUGUUCUGUCGCAGAGACCAGACGGCCCAAGCCGUGGUCGAAGACGCCGAGGCGGACCGAUCUGAUCAACAUGAAUGACGGGAGCCGGCGCAUCAGUAAACCCUUCAAGUUCGAUUCAUCUUACACCUGUACAUAUUCGACCUUUUGACGAUACCCCUCCCAAACACGGCUCUGUAUACAGACAGCCUGACAAUAUCCACUUCUCGCUCGCUGUACAUAUUUUUUUUUUCGACAACACUUGUUCCUUUUGUCUUUUUACUGGAUUCUGCCAAGGAACGGCCGCACAACCCUGGGGGUAGUCUACAAAUCAGGCCGUGCCCUUUAUUGUUGGUCAUCCUCUGGUGUUGGCUUUUUUGAAGAAUUGGCUGAGAAAAUGGGAUGGGCGGACGAUUCUUUUCGCAAGCGGGCACCUCAAAGCCCGCGUGGUAUGUUUAGGCUAUGUUACCACGUGAGUGGGCAGGAUUUUGGAACUCGGUUCCUUCACGUGGCUUUGGGGUGAUUUUUUGAAGUGAUGGGAUUGGGGGUGGAUUAUUCAGAGCUCCUCUCGGCAGAGAUGGAUUGCAAUGUGUAUAGCAGACAACAUUGAGCUAGCUAAAUGCCCUGGCCGCUUUACCUUGC